ACAUAAACGUGGAGUUUGGCCCUGUCACCCACUGUCUUGGGUGUUUGUCCCUCAUUACAUCAAGACAUCACUAGGGCCCUUUCUCUCCGCACGCGUUGCUAUCGCCGUGACCCGCGGUCUUGCAGACAUAGCAAGAUGGAGCCAACAUCUAUUGACGCCGUGGUCCUCGAGCACCCAGCAGAGUUAGACAUGCCGACGACUGGCACCUCAACCAUCGACACCCCGACCGACCGACCGAAGCCCACGGGCAGACAACGGCUGCUCAGCGGCCUGCACCGGAUGGGCUCCUCGCCGAGCCUGAGCCUGGCAGCCAUGGGCAGGACGCGAUCGCACAGCUUAAGGAGCCAACCCAAGGCCUCAAUGUCGUGCGUUUCGCUGGCCGGGACGGGCUCGCCCUAUGGACAAUCGUACGGCAGCUCGUACUCGUCGGAGCUGUCUAAUGGCUUUUCGACAGCACCCACGUCUGUCGCCAACAGUCCGCCUGGCAGUCCCUUCUACGACGAGAAGUUCCGUUUGCGCAUGAGGACACCCGAUCUCGCCUCUUCGAUGCCUCUUCCCUCUGGACGCAGACUACACUCAAGGGCUGGCUUGGAUGUCGAAGGCGACUACUUUUCGCAACCUCUUCGCAAGGCCGCUCCUAGGAGGCCAGCCUUGAAUUUCUGGGGCGACAUGCCAGCAGAGAUCCGCAUGCAGGUCCUCCAAUACCUUACACCCAAGCAGAUCGUGCGGUGCUCACUUGUGUCCAAGUCAUGGCACGCAAUGUGCUUCGACGGCCAGCUAUGGAGUAACUUGGAUACUAGCAAAUACUACCGCAACAUCCCAGCAGACGCGUUGAUCAAUAUCAUCAAGUCUGCUGGCCCAUUCGUAAAGGACCUCAACCUGCGAGGCUGCGUCCAACUACGCGAGCGAUGGAACAAGAAUGGCUUCCUCGAGGCCUGCCAAAAUCUUGAAAACUUUUCGCUCGAGGGUUGUCGGAUCGACCGAUCAUCCAUCCACACAUUCCUCCUGUCCAACUCACGUCUCGUCCAUGUCAACCUGUCCGGUUUGGCCAACGCGACGAAUGCCGCGAUGAAAAUCAUUGCCACAAACUGCCCACGGGUAGAGGUCCUUAACAUAUCCUGGUGCAACAACAUUGACCACCGUGGACUAAUCAAGGUCGUCCAGGGCUGUCCCAAGCUUCGAGAUCUGCGAGCGGGCGAAGUGCGAGGCUGGGAUGAUGUCGAGCUCAUGGCUGAGCUUUUCGAACGCAACACCCUCGAGAGGCUGGUCUUGAUGAACUGCGAUAGCCUCAAUGAUGAGUCUCUCGCUGCUCUCAUUGAAGGUGUCGACCAGGAGAUCGACGUUCUCACCGAACGACCAAUAGUGCCACCUCGCAGGCUAAAGCACUUGGAUCUCACACGCUGCCGCACCAUCACCGACGUUGGCGCGAAGACUCUGGUCGACAAUGUGCCGUUCCUGGAAGGCCUCCAGCUGUCGAAGUGCGGAGGCUUGACGGACGAUGCCCUGAUCUCUCUGCUUCCUACAUUGCCCGUUCUGACACAUCUCGAUGUGGAAGAGCUCGAAAAUCUUUCGAAUGAGGUUCUCAAGACCUUGGCCGCAGGUCCAUUCGCAGCUCACCUUAAGCAUCUUUGCAUUUCCUACUGCGAAAAUCUCGGCGACUCCGGCAUGUUGCCUGUCCUCAAAGCGUGCACUAGCCUGACCUCGCUUGAGAUGGACAACACCCGCAUUUCGGACCUUGUCCUCACCGAAGCAGCAGCAAGCAUGCGCAUCCGUAACCGUCUCGCUCGUGCCCUAUCCAGCUCCGAGCGUCCGCAUAUUGGCCUGCGUAUUGUCGCUUAUGACUGUGCAAAUGUCACUUGGACAGGAGUCCGAGAAGUCCUGUCACGCAACGCAGAAAUAUCGCGUCCGUCGCCCAACGCUGCGAGCCAGACAGCCACAUAUCCUCGCGAAGUCAUUGGCCUGAAGUGUUUCUACAGCUGGCAGCCCACAGUUGAAGAGCACACAAAGCGUGUGCUGAGAGGCGACUUUGCUGCAGCGGCGAGGCUGGAACGCAAGUGGGCGGACUGGAUGAUGAUGAACGAGGAGGCGGGCGUAGGUGGUGCUGGCGCCAGACGCCGUCGUAGGAGAGCGCGUGAAGCGCAGAUGAUGCAUGCUGACGAAGAAGAGGGUGGUGCCGGUACCACUGGUGGUAUCGGGCGUAGGCGGCGCGCGAGAAGUGGUCCCGGCGGCUGCCUUGUCAUGUGAGCGAGAUGAUUUUGAGCGAAUCUUUCUCCUUCUUGUCAUUUAUCUCCUUUGUAUUGCGACAUAUGCACCAUAUAGAGUACAUUCAGGCGUUGGGAGUCUCAUUGCAUCUGUCGUUACACCACGACGUCGAUAUCACUCGUAGAUAUUCCAGCUUCAAGCAUGUACAGCUUAGCACUGGCAUACAAACUUAUAUCA
Boeremia exigua is the source of this 2439-nucleotide messenger RNA. Its product is annotated as F-box/LRR repeat-containing protein 2. Gene Ontology annotation, cellular component: SCF ubiquitin ligase complex. The coding region runs from base 136 to 2244 and encodes 702 amino acids. The record is from RefSeq and is a predicted model, not a curated record. NCBI's taxonomy places the organism in Eukaryota, Fungi, Ascomycota, Dothideomycetes, Pleosporales, Didymellaceae. Gene Ontology annotation, biological process: SCF-dependent proteasomal ubiquitin-dependent protein catabolic process. Gene Ontology annotation, molecular function: protein binding. The transcript has a single exon.